AUGGCAUAUAUCUGUUUUCUCCUGUUUGCUAUUCUCUACAUAGUUUCCUACUUCAUAAUCACAAGGUACAAAAGGAAAGCAGAUGAGCAAGAGGAUGAAGAUGCCAUUGUCAAUAGAAUUUCGCUGUUUUUGAGCACCUUCACUCUUGCAGUUUCAGCUGGUGCCGUCCUGCUUCUACCUUUCUCAAUAAUCAGCAAUGAGAUCCUGCUAUCUUUUCCACAAAACUACUAUAUACAGUGGUUAAAUGGCUCUCUAAUCCAUGGAUUGUGGAAUCUUGCUUCUCUUUUUUCCAAUCUUUGCUUGUUUGUGUUGAUGCCUUUUGCCUUCUUUUUUUUGGAAUCAGAGGGAUUUGCUGGCUUAAAAAAGGGAAUCCAAGCACGCAUUUUGGAAACAGUUGUUAUGCUUAUUCUUCUUGCACUGCUUAUCCUUGGAAUAGUUUGGGUAGCUUCAGCUCUCAUUGACAAUGAUGCUGCCAGUAUGGAAUCUUUAUACGAUCUUUGGGAAUUCUACCUCCCUUAUUUAUAUUCCUGUAUAUCACUGAUGGGCUGUUUAUUACUUCUUUUAUGCACACCAGUGGGGCUUUCACGGAUGUUUACGGUGAUGGGCCAGUUGCUGGUGAAGCCAACAAUCCUUGAAGACCUGGAUGAAGAGAUAUAUAUCAUCACCUUAGAGGAAGAAGCAAUUCAGAGGAGGCUAAAUGGUUUAUCUUCUGCUGUGGAGUACAGUACAACAGAGCUGGAAUGGGAACUUGAAAGUGUGAAGAGCACAAAAACAAAGCUAGAGCGACGAAAAAAAGCUUCUGCAUGGGAGAGGAAUUUAGUGUAUCCAGCUGUUAUGAUACUGCUACUCUUUGUAACGUCCUUAUCAGUCCUCUUGGUUGCUUGCAACAUUCUUCGCCUGUUGGUCGAUGAGACUGCAAUGCCAAAGGGAUCAGGGGGGCCUGGGAUAGGAAAUGCUUCUCUGUCCACUUUUGGUUUUGUGGGAGCAGCACUUGAAAUCAUUUUGAUUUUCUAUCUUAUGGUGUCCUCUGUCGUCGGCUUCUACAGUCUUCGCUUUUUUGAAAAUUUCACUCCCAGGAAGGAUGACACAACUAUGACAAAGAUAAUUGGAAACUGUGUCUCAAUAUUAGUGCUCAGCUCUGCUUUGCCAGUGAUGUCAAGGACCCUGGGAAUUACCAGAUUUGAUCUGCUUGGAGAUUUUGGAAGAUUCAACUGGCUGGGAAACUUCUACAUUGUGUUAUCUUAUAAUCUGCUCUUUGCUAUAAUGACGACCCUCUGUCUGGUCAGAAAGUUUACCUCUGCUGUGCGAGAAGAGCUCUUAAAGGCAUUAGGUUUAGAUAAACUUCACCUGUCAAACAAUGUAAGAGACUCAGAAACAAAGCCUGCUGCAAACGGGCAUCAGAAAACACUGUGAGGAACGAUCAUCUUCAGUCACUAGAGCUGAAAACUUCAACCUCAUGACAUUCCUGUCAUCUCAUCAACGUAUUUUUGUAUAGAUUUUACUUGUUGCUAAUUUGGGUCCAAGUUUGUGUCCCUCUGGACACUGCUUCUGAGAAACCUCGCUACUGCAGGUUCUACAUGGGAUUAUUUUUGGUUCAUUUUGUUUACACCCCAGGCAGUUUAUGCAGGAGGUACCUUGAAGACUGAAAACUGAAGAGGAUGAAAAGUUUCUGUUUUUGGAUGUAGUUUCAUGUUUCUAGAUGUGAUGUUCCACUACUAUGUGAAAAGCACAGUUCCUUGCGUAUGCUAUAAAUACAGUGACAAAAAAUAACUUUGAAUCUUCAUAACAAAGGAUACAUUUGAAACCCAGUAUAACCCUACCUGGAAUAUUAUUUACAGUAGAUAUGCUUUUCUGCUAAGAAUAUGGUAAGAGAAAGUGAAGUAAUUUCCAGAGAUGACUGUUGCUUUCAUAUGGGAUCACUAAGUUGUUUAUAGUCUGACAUUGCAAAGCAUUCUUCAGGGGCCAGCAUUUUAAGCUUCCUGUUCUUAGCUAUAUGUGACUGAAGACUACUUUAUUUAGUGACCAUUAGACAAUAUCUCGCCAAAUUUAGCAAACCACAAGAUAAAUGCUCACUUCAGCAUUAAAUCUGAGCUAAGAGUGCUUUGUAGAAAGCUACACAGAUGUCUUACUGGUAUAGUUUUUAAUCCUACAAAUUAAGAAAGAAGUGUUGUGCCAUAGAGGUCAGUUGCCAUAGCGAACGACACAGAAUUUUACACGCACAGAAUUUCUUUUAUAUUCCUUUUAUUUGGAAUCCGCACAAGUAGUAGUUAGUGGUUGCUUAGUAGGCUUCAAUUGCACAUAGUUGUAGCCUAAAUGUUUUACCUGAAGUAAAUUUAUUUCUCUGAAUUGCAUCCUGAUAGCUGUACUGUUACGCAGAGGUACAAUCCAGUAUUUCUCAACAAUCUCUUCAGUCUUUAGUUUCUCUUAAUAUAUGUGUGUGCAUAUAUGCACAUAUAUGUAUGUAUAGAAAAUUAAAUGCUUUCUCCUGCGGAAAAAACACAGGAAACUUGGUAAAUAAACCCUGUUUAUUCGGUCUUGUUAGUAUGAGAAUGCUAAAGGAAAUGAAUAUGAAGUCCUCCAAGCAGUGCGUGACAAACUAUAGGUUGCUAUUAAACUAUAUACUUUUGGCUAUAAACUAUACACUAUUUUUUGUUGGUGUAAAACUGAACUAUGUGCAGAUCUCUGGCCUUGCACUUAAUGAGCUGUGCCAACCAGUUUAUAUCCAGUCUGAUUCUGAAGCGAAGUAGUCUUUUCUUAGGUUGGGUGUUUUUUUAUCUGCUGUCUUUCUGAGGCGGUUCUGGGUUCUGGAUUUGUGCUUAAUGCAAUGCAUGUCAUAGGAGUUUUCUGGAAUAUAUCACAAGACAAACUCCAAAGAAUAUCACUUUCAUGAAUCUGCCUUUUCUGAACUGAAAUGAGUCAUAAUGUAAAUACUACUCAAGUCAAGUUCUAGCUAUCGGAUCUCCUUUUCCUUUUUGUGAGUGCUAGUGUAAUCAAAACUAAAUUCCAGGCAUACCUUUUCCUAGGAUGGUUAUUGAUAUGUUGUAUUAAAGUCUGAAGGACAGUAAAAUUGCUUGACUUUUUAAAGAUUUAGAGGUAUCUUACUAUUGCUCAGAUUUAACAAUGAGGUUUUUUUGGACUUCUUUCCCUACUAAGGAAAAAAUCCUGGUCACAAACAAGUAUCUACAGUUAAUUCCCUUAAAAGUGAAUAUAAGUUUACAAGAAGAUUUAUCAUUAAAGGCAUUAUUGAUUUCUGCUGCCUGUUCAGAGUGGGUGGACUUAGACACUAGAACUGUAGUGAAGAAUAAUAGGUGCAUCUAGUUUCUUGCUUUUACAAGUUGAUAGUGCUGCCAUGGUCUUACAAGCGUCUCCAGUGUCACUUGCAAACUGGUAGAUAAUGAAGUGUUGCUAGCUUUUUAUAAUGCACAUGCCAGGUUCCUAUUAUAUUGUGAUUUAAGAUAGUUGCCAAAGCUUAAGUUAAAAUUUUUGUUUGAAUCUACUUCAUGAAAUUGUCUAAAGAUGAAGUAAAAAAUUCUGUCCAAAUUUUAGAGGGAUGUUAGCAUUCACAUAGAAACCGAUCAGACUUUUUUUGAGAAGUGUUUCCCUUAUCAUAAGCUAUCCAAGAACAUUAGGAAAGAUGGAUCAUAAUCCAUGCACGUGUGUUCCCAAAGAUGGACUGUGAUGAUUAAAUGCAUUGGGUUUAGGCACUUCCCAGCGAUAAGUACACAUGCAAGUGCCAGUUUUCUGGCAAGACUUUUCUUCCUCAUCUUAGACUUCCUCUGCCUUCCAAAACAGAAGCUGAAUUAUAUGUUGGUUGCACCUUUAAUGGAUUCUGCUAUGUAUGCUAAAGAAAUGUAUUGGAUCAGAUAGAUUACCAACAUGUAGACAAUACUGUAAAAGACUUUUACGGCUGAUCAGUCUUCAAAGAAAAUUGAAAUUGUCUUGUAUAACUGCUGACAGUGUUGGCUCUAUCUAUAUUGUUACACUGUCUACAUUUUAAAUGGCUGCUUAGCCCUGCAACUAGCAUUCGGUAUGCAAACCUUGACAUACAGUACUCCUUUCAACUAUAGAUGUGAAACCUAGGUCACGUAUAUUUUAGGCACAUACAUUCACCUAAGUAGAAGCAGUUGGUAAUUCAUGAAUGGAUAUUGGCAAUGCAUUCCUAAUAUUUUUGACUCGUGUAGAGUCUGGUAGUCUAUACCUUUAUACAGCUGAUCUUGAUGGCAUCAACAUCUGCCUCACUUAUGAGGUGAAAGCAAAGAGAUGCUUCCAUCUUAAACCAGAUGUCAGAAAUUUGACCAAAAAUGUAUGUGAUGAUGUCUUAAAUGAGCCACCUCUUGGCUUUCUCCUGUGUUGGCAACACAGUAUUUAAUGCAAUGGCCGAAUUGUAAUAUGGUGGGAUUUUUUAGUGUAAGCACAUCUUUGGUACUUGACACUUUAAGCAUUAAAUUGUUGUGAUAUGUUACUGUUCAAGUAACAGUUUUUGGAUAUGUAGAAAACUUUGUUUACCGGUUUGUAAUGUGGUGUUUAUUUUUGGUCCUGUUUCCCCCAAAUCUUUUACACAGUUGGCUGUUUUACAGUGUCAUAAGAAUUAAAGUGUUUAACAAGGAAUUAUUUCAUGCUUUGGUCCAGAAGGUUGGGAUCAAGUUUUAAAUCAUUGAGCAACUAGGGUAUUAGUCAUUCAAGCAUAUUGAAGCAGCUGGUAGUCAAAGCUAUUUAGAGUGUCUAAAGUGUGCCCAGCACUGUACAAAACACUUGAAGUAGUCCUGAGAAACCUACAGUCUAAAUCAGAUGGGGAAAUGACACUCUGAAUUUACUGAAUGUACAUCACAGUACACAUGGGAAAUGGCUAAAGGUCAAGCCUUCAUGGUGAAUUUUAUAUUACAUUAGUGAUUGUCCAGAUGAGUCCCUGCCACUGGUCAUAUCAGUUAUCAAUUAUUAGGCUGAUGUCUUCCAUAUGGCAUUUUGGAGAACCUAGAAUAUAUAAUGUUAGUCAGUUGCUUAAACCCCCCC
Messenger RNA from Gavialis gangeticus (Gharial), 5010 nucleotides. RefSeq names its product limb development membrane protein 1 (gene LMBR1). The coding region runs from base 1 to 1413 and encodes 470 amino acids. The record is from RefSeq and is a predicted model, not a curated record. The transcript is spliced from 17 exons. Gene Ontology annotation, biological process: signal transduction. NCBI's taxonomy places the organism in Eukaryota, Metazoa, Chordata, Crocodylia, Gavialidae. Gene Ontology annotation, molecular function: transmembrane signaling receptor activity.